This is a messenger RNA of Fundulus heteroclitus (mummichog), 1202 nucleotides long. RefSeq names its product abhydrolase domain containing 14B (gene abhd14b). Lineage: Eukaryota; Metazoa; Chordata; Actinopteri; Cyprinodontiformes; Fundulidae. The transcript has 4 exons. Gene Ontology annotation, cellular component: cytoplasm. The record is from RefSeq and is a predicted model, not a curated record. Bases 132 to 764 code for a protein of 210 amino acids.
GUCAGUCGAGUGGUUUCGUCUGCUUCUUCCUGUUUCUUCCCGUUUUUCUUGGAGUCAAAGUGAAACUACAGCAGCUGCUCCGUUGUUUGCAUUUUUUAUUUACAGAAUAAUUAUCACUGCAAGAGUUCAGGAUGUCAGCUGUGAAAAUGAGUGAGGGCAGCGUGCAGGUGGAGAUCUGCAAAGCUCCACUUUUCUACAGACAAAGCCAGCCGACCGCCGGUGACCCAAAGAUGUCGGUUCUCCUCCUUCAUGGUAUCCGUUUUUCAUCGGAGAACUGGCUCAACAUCGGCACUCUGGAGACUCUUGCCAAAGCCGGCUGCCGAGCGGUCGCCCUUGACCUGCCAGAACUUGGUCAGUCCAAGUCAGCCAAAGCUCCGGUGCCGUUGGGAGAACUGGCCCCUGCAGCGUUCCUGAAGGAAGUGUGUGAACAGCUGAGCUUGAGCCCCGUGGUCGUAAUCAGCCCGUCACUAAGUGGGACGUAUUCCCUCCCUUUCCUCCUGGAGCAUCAGCCUCUGGUACGAGCAUACGUCCCCGUAGCGCCAAUCUGCACUGAAAAAUUCACAGCUGAGCAGUACCAGAGUGUCAAGGUCCCAACGCUGAUCGUUUACGGCGACCAGGACACCCUUGGAGAGGUGUCGCUCCGUAACCUGAGCAAUCUGACCAAUCACAGAGUGGUGGUAAUGAAGGGCGCUGGACACCCAUGUUACCUGGAAGACCCAGACACCUGGCACAAAGCUCUUACUGACUUUCUCAGUACCCUGUGAGUCUCUUCGCUCUGUUCAAGCAGAGAGCUUUCCUAAAAAACACACACACAAAUGUGCCUAACAAAUCAUUUAUGAGAAGUUCCUCAUUCACUACGUUUAACGAUGCCUGCUGAUCAAAUCCCAAGUUUGUCUGUCUAUUAAAUGUAUUAAAUCAUCUGUCUCUGUGAGGAGUUUGAAUUAUAUGGAUUAUGUCAUGUCUCUCCUUUUGAAACAUUCUUGGUUAACAUGUCCAAAUCAAUGCGUGUUAAUAGCAUGUCUACAUCUCUACCUUUUUUUUUUCCAUCACGUUGUCUAGUAUUACUGCCCUCUUGUGGUUUGUAUCCGUAACUGUAGCAAAACUUUAACAUCUGGGACUGUGUGUUUGCAACUGAAUCAGUAACAGCAUACAUUUCUGUAGCAUAGAACAGAAAUAAGAGAUAUAAAAUUAACUGGAAUAUU